UCAUAUUUUUUCCCCGUAUAUGCAUCCUACUUAUUGAUUUGUAAUAAAGUUGAACUGCAAAGAGUAAAACAGACAAUCGCCACAGACCACCAACUCUCAGAAGACAAGAAUCAGUUUACUUGCCAAACGGUUUUAAAAAUGAUUCUGAUUUUCUAGGAGAAUCAGGAGGAUCAGCUCCUCACAAGGAUCAAGAUCUAGAGCUAAAGAAGCAGGAGCUGGAGCUUUGCCAAACGGGCCCUAAGUUAUUCAAAGAUCUAAACGUGAGAAUUUUUCAAGAAAAGGGUCCAAAUAAAAAAAAUUACGGCCUCCGUCCCUGCUUGGAGCCCAAGCCGUGCCAACAAAGCGCGCCCGCCGACUAGCAACGUCGGUUCACCAAUCAACGAUUCAAAGUUGACUGGUCAACUCAGCUCGUUAAAUAUAUGGUCGCUCGGCGCUCGCCCAGUCGCCCCUUCCGCUCGACGCAAAUCGUGAAACAGUUUAGAAUUUCCAACGAAAGUCCUACGAGCCUGCGAGUGCUAAACUGCUAACUGCUAAGACUGCAAUGGCGGCCGGAGGCGAGCUGCAGCUGCUGAGCUCAUGGUACAGCCCCUACGUGAUCCGCGCCAAGGUGGCGCUGGGGCUGAAGGGGCUCAUCUACGAGUUCAUCGAGGAGGACCUCUUCAGCAAGAGCGACCUGCUGCUGAAGCUCAACCCGGUGCACAAGAAGGUGCCCGUCCUGGUCCACGGCGGCCGCCCCGUGUGCGAGUCGCUCGUCAUCGUGCAGUACGUCGACGAGACCUGGGCAGCAGGCACCGGGACCCCUCUCCUUCCUGCCGACGCCCACGACCGCGCCACGGCUCGCUUCUGGGCAGCCUACGUCGACGACAAGGUCGACGACGGCGGAGAAGGCGGCGGAGGCGCUCGGCGGCGUGGUCCCCGUGGUGGAGACGCUGGAGCAGGCGUUCAGGGAGUGCUCCAGGGGGAAACCCUUCUUCGGCGGCGACGCCGUCGGGCUCGUGGACAUCGCGCUCGGGAGCUUCGUGGUGUGGAUCAGGGUGGUGGACGAGGCGGCCGGCGUAAAGCUUCUGGACGAGGCCAAGUUCCCGGCCUUGACGGCGUGGGCGGAGCGCUUCUUGGCGGUGGACGCCGUGAGGGAGGUGAUGCCGGACGCUGGAAGGCUGUUGGAGCACUACAAGGGGUUUCUGGCUAAACGGGCUCCACCUUCACCUGCUGGUUACUGAUCGCUGUAACAGGAAGCUCAGUGUUCGUGUACUUUUCCGUGCGUUAAUAGGUGUGUACUGGGGUUCAAGAAAGGCUUUGAUUGUGUCCAGACGAAUAAACGGAUGUCUUUGGGGGCUAAAAUGCUACUGAUGAUGGUUCUGGCAUCA
This is a messenger RNA of Zea mays, 1367 nucleotides long. NCBI's taxonomy places the organism in Eukaryota, Viridiplantae, Streptophyta, Magnoliopsida, Poales, Poaceae. The record is from RefSeq and is a predicted model, not a curated record.